Exserohilum turcica Et28A is the source of this 759-nucleotide messenger RNA. RefSeq lists its product as uncharacterized. NCBI's taxonomy places the organism in Eukaryota, Fungi, Ascomycota, Dothideomycetes, Pleosporales, Pleosporaceae. The transcript has a single exon. The record is from RefSeq and is a predicted model, not a curated record. The coding region runs from base 1 to 759 and encodes 252 amino acids.
AUGCCACACGCAACCUCAGACAAUGCAGAGCCCCGAUUACCAUUACGGGCCAAACCCAGCAGCAAAAAGAGCACAGCGAACCGCAGCAUCCAUGGUCUCUCAGAGCAACUCGAAGAAUACAAAACGCUAUACGCUACAUCCCAGCUCUCACAAACCAUAACCACACGACUACAAGCAAUGAUGAAGACAGCCCCAACCCCCAUCACACGCAUCCUCUCCCUCGGGCUAGGCAGCCUCGUCGUAACAAAAGGCCAAACACGACGACUCAAACAACUCGCCUUACUGCUCGCCCUCCGCGCCUCAAUCCAAGAAAUCUCAGGCACAUGCAUCCAGCUGUACGCCCAAGACCCCACAUUUACACGCCACGACGAGACGUUGCUUCGUAGUCUAAACAUACACAUUCUACACACACCAUCGGGCUCCUCGCUGGGCGAAGCCGCAUCCAUACUCAAUCCCUCGACACUCGUAUACUCGCCUUUCCUCACGCUAGAAGCCUACGAGCAACUGCUUGUAGCUGCGAAAACCCCAGUGCGGUACCUUCUCGGCGACGAUUUCGACGCGCUGCUAGAGAAAUGGCCGCGGCGCAGCGCAGAGCGCACGCAGGUCGAGCGCGUGGUGAAAACAGGCUUGGCACGGCAUUACCGCCGCCGAGGCGUUGCUGGAAAGGGGUUUUGGAGCGACGACGACGCGGCGUUUCCCAUGGCGCUGUAUGAGUGGGUUGCAGGGGAGAAGAGUACGAGUAGGAUACGGAAUCGCUAA